Messenger RNA from Psammomys obesus (fat sand rat), 1116 nucleotides. Its product is annotated as glutathione S-transferase theta-2-like. Gene Ontology annotation, molecular function: glutathione transferase activity. Gene Ontology annotation, biological process: glutathione metabolic process. Gene Ontology annotation, cellular component: cytoplasm. The record is from RefSeq and is a predicted model, not a curated record. The coding region runs from base 343 to 1077 and encodes 244 amino acids. The transcript is spliced from 5 exons. Lineage: Eukaryota; Metazoa; Chordata; Mammalia; Rodentia; Muridae.
UCUCAGGCGACCUGCUCGGUCUGCACGCGGAAGCUGGGCCAUAGACAGUUUUCCCCCAGUGAGCUGCCUCUAAGAUCCCCUCCCGCUGGAACCUGUUCCCUGCAAGCCACUAAGUCCACAGAGCUCUCUGGAUUAGAUCCAGGAAGGCAGAGCUUGGCUGUUUCCGGGUCCCGGCGAGACGAAGGUCCUGGGCUGGAUCCGUGGCUGCACUGCUCUGAAGAGCAAAGCACUCGGGUCGGCCUGAGUGUGCGCACCACAGCCCUGCUCCAGCGCAAAGUCCUGCGAAGCGGCCGCCUCCAUUUCCUACUGUCGGUGAAGGCAGUCCUUCCGCACCCUGCUGCCAUGGACUUGGAGCUCUACCUGAACCUGCUGUCGCAGCCCUGCCGCGCUGUCUACAUCUUCGCCAAGAAGAACGGCAUCCCCUUCAAGAUGCAUAACAUGGACAUACUAAAAGGGCAGCUCAUGAGCGAGCAAUUCUCCCAGGUGAACUCCCUUCGGAAAAUUCCUGUCCUCAAAGACGGAAACUUCGUGUUAACCGAAAGCUCGGCCAUCUUGAUUUACCUGAGUUCCAAGUACCAGGUGGCGGACCACUGGUACCCAGCAGACCCGCAGGCCCGUGCCCGAGUCCAUGAGUACCUGGGCUGGCAUGCUGACAACAUCCGUAGCACGUUUGGAGUGCUCCUGUGGGCCAAGGUGUUGGGGCCACUCAUUGGGAUCCAGGUUCCCGAGGAGAAGGUAGAACGGAACAGAGAGCAGAUGGUCCUGGCUCUGCAGUGUCUGGAGGAAAAGUUCCUCGGGGACAGGGCCUUCCUUACUGGCCAUCAGGUGACACUGGCCGAUCUCAUGUCUCUGGAGGAGCUGAUGCAGCCCGUGGCUCUUGGCUGUAACCUGUUUGAGGGACGGCCUCGACUGUCGGCAUGGCGAGAUCGGGUGGAGGCAUUCUUGGGUGCUGAGCUGUGUCAGGAGGCCCAUGGCCUCAUCCUGAGCAUCCUGGAAGACGCAGCCAAGAAAAGGCUAGCAGUACCUCCUCCAGAGUUCCAAGCCAGCAUGCUGAGUCGAAUUGCUAGGAUUCCAUGAGUGAUCUGACCAGCAAUAAAGACUCAUUUUGUUUCUUGA